AUGCCAAUCGCAGCGCUCCCCCUAGCGGCGGUGCGGGCAAUUGGCUCCGCGUCUGUUAUUUCCGAUCCUUGCUCCAUUGUCAAGGAGCUCCUGGACAACGCCUUGGAUGCCGCAGCGACUUCGGUACUUAUUGAGAUCUCACAAAAUACACUUGAUGUAAUACAAGUGAAAGACAAUGGCCAUGGUAUCCCCUCUACCGAUCAUCCUUUUGUCUGCAAACGCACCUUCACUAGCAAAAUUCAAUCCGUCGAAGAUCUUAGAACUAUCGGCGGAAAGUCUCUAGGUUUUAGAGGCGAAGCACUUGCUAGUGCGGCUGAGGUAUCCCGUGGCGUGACUAUCACCACUAGAUUACAGCAUGAGCCGGUUGGUUCUUCUAUCAGAUACAGCAGAAAUGGAGAGCUUCUAAGUACCCAGCGAGCGUCACAUCCGGUAGGAACCAGUGUUCGCAUAGCGGAUUUGUUCAAACACAUCCCAGUCCGGAGACAAACUACGUUAAAGAAAGCGGCCAAGACGGUCGUGAGGAUCAAGAAGCUCGUACAAGCAUACGCUAUUGCCCAACCCUCCAAACGUUUAUCCUUGAAGGUCCUCAAAGCAAAGACAGAGACGAACAACUGGAUGUAUGCCCCAGGCAACAACACUAGCCUUGUAGAUGCAGUAUUGAAAGUUGUGGGCACCGAAGUCGCCUCUAGCUGUCUGGUCAAGGUCUGGCCAUCUGAGAAUGACAGCGACAGGCCAUUUCGGAUACUCGCGUUCCUUCCAAAGCCAGAAUCCGACCUUACGAAACUGAACGGCUUGGGGCAGUAUAUCAGUAUUGAUGGCAGGCCCUUAUCGACCACCCGAGGGAUCGCGCAAGAUAUUGCGAAACUAUAUAAGUCUUAUAUCCGCGUCGUUGCUUCCAGUAAGGAGGCAGCUAUAAACAUUACAGAUCCGCUUCUGUGCCUUCACCUCCAGUGUACUAAUGCAAGCUACGACGUCAACAUUGAGCCCGCUAAAGAUGAUGUUCUUCUUGAAGAUCGGGAAGAGCUUCUUUCUUUGGUAGAAGAGCUUUUGUGUGAUGUGUACGGCGUUCAAGCAAAAUCAACAGAGAGACCGAGAAAUAUCGAUAAAGGGAAAGAGCCCGCUUCCUAUCGAAACUCAUUCGAAUUGCUUCUUGCCCGUAAAAGUCCGGAUGAAUCAAGGGCUAGAAGCAGUUAUGGCUCUUCCUCGACACCACGGACUCCGGAUGUAGAGGAUCCAGACAGCUUCAAUACUGAGAAUCGUCCGGAGACGAGAAUCGCGAUUAGCAACCCCUGGUCAAUAUCUCAGCCAAGCAAGCAGAUGCCGACGCGCGACAGUUCCUCAUCGCGCAGUGACACUGACAAGAUAGUGAGACAUGAAAUUGUGCGGUAUCCGACUGAAAGCCGAAGAAACUCACAGGAAACACUGCAGACAUGCUCUCCAGGGUCUCUCCUACCGAGUCCCUCUAUCAGCUCCACGACUGCUGCUGGCUCCACGACUGCUGCUGGCUACGUGACUGAAGCUCAGUCUUCGCCGUCUAGUCCAUGGACGCCUCGAACUCCUCUUCCGAGGACAAGGCAAACCUCGAUGGACCAUGACAGACAUCCCGGAAACGGAGCCCUUGAUGGCUGGUUGGGGAAAACUCCAGCCUCCUUGUCUCAGUCAACCACAGGCGAGGUGCCCACAGGAAAUGGGGACGAGCGCUCAUUGCAGCAGUUGGCGCAAGAAAGAUUCGGUUCACCAGAGAGGUCAUCAGGCGACCCAGGAUCGACAGAGGAUGGUGUUGUUACUACUCAUAAUCAGUCUCCCAAAUUUCAGGCUAGCUCUGCAGAAGCAGAAACGGAGCAUGAAGGAGCUGGUACUCCCUUGCUUGGGAGCGCUGCAGACUCCGAACUUCGGGAAAGCCACGCACCCGACCGUGGAAGGUCCUCGGCUACUCUACGUCAGCUUCUUUCUGAGAAUAACCACCAAGAGCUGGGACGUGCACUCGACUUUGAGAACCGCAAGAGGGAGGCUAUCCUUAAGCGCCGGGAACAACUCAAAAGCCAGCGAAACCCGAGCUCACCCCAUCUAAGUCGGUAUCUAGCUGCCAAAGCCGCACUCCAGAAGCACCCAGAUGCUGAUCGGGACGAGCCGACGAAGCCUGUGCUGGGUCCACAUGACCCACGGUCGUAUUUAAUGCGUUACAAGGUGCAAGAUCAGAACGAAGAUGGCAUAUCAAAGACCAGAAGGAUUAACACAGAGAAGCUGCCAUUAGAAAACAUUCCAAAUGGGUGUGAGUUGUACAGUCUGGCUCUGACCCAAGAGGCCGACAUUUCGCUCAUUUCAACCACAUGCGACCAUUUAACCAAGACAGAUCUUUAUACCGGAUGCGGAGACCAGUGUGAAGCAUUUAACCCGCCACAUAAAGAUACAGAAACAAUGCUUGAUCUCUGGAGGAAUCAACUGACGAGUUUGAUACAGCGCAAUUACCGGACUUCAGAACGGUCGGGAUUGCCGGAUGUGCACUUGAAUUUCUCUCGUUUAGCGCAGCGCGGGCAUUCCAAGUGA
Molecule: messenger RNA, 2547 nt
Organism: Aspergillus niger
Lineage: Eukaryota; Fungi; Ascomycota; Eurotiomycetes; Eurotiales; Aspergillaceae
Exons: 3
Coding region: 1-2547 (848 amino acids)
Biological process (GO): mismatch repair
Cellular component (GO): MutLalpha complex
Molecular function (GO): mismatched DNA binding; ATP binding; ATP hydrolysis activity
Source: RefSeq, a predicted model, not a curated record